AUGGCUCUCAGCAAGAAAUCCAUCUCUCCAGUGGGUCCUGAAAGCCUCUUUCUCCACAGGGUCGUGUGCCUCAGCUGUGGGGCCCAGGUCUCCCGCGAGCAUCUCCAGGAACAUUUUGAGGCCUUGAACCCCACGUGGACUGCUGAGUCUCAUGGUGUGGCUCCUGAUGGAGAUGUCUUUCUGCCAGAAGAGCAGGUCCGCCAUUUCCAUGUCCCAUCAUGCAGCAAAUGUGGUGGGGUCCUCAAGCCAGAUGUGGUUUUCUUUGGGGACAACGUGUGCAAGGAGAAAGUGGACUUUGUGUACCAGCGCCUUGAGGAGUCCGAUGCGAUCCUCGUGGCCGGUUCUUCCUUGCAGGUCUUCUCAGCUUACAAAUUUGCCCUGGCAGCCCGGGACAGGAAGCUGCCGAUUGCCAUUGUUAACAUUGGCCCCACGCGGGCCGAUUCCUUGGCUUCUCUAAAGCUGAAUUCCCGCUGUGGGGCCUUGCUGCCUUCUAUUCUCCUUUGAGUGACCUGGUGGGCAUCCAGACAAGUCAAGAUUCAAGGGUAACGACGGGGAAACUGUUGGAGUGGGCUGGUUUGAGGUCCAGGGGGCUAGGUUAAAUACUACAAAGAUAGCCAGAAGGACUGAGUAAUCCAUGGCCUAGAAAUAACUUUGUAGAACAUAGAAUUAUAGGACUGGAAGGAACCUUAGAGCAGGGGUCUCCAACCUCAAUAACUUUAAGCCUGGAGGUCUUCAACUCCCAGAAUUCCCCAGCUAGCUUUGCUCCCAACCAACCAGCAGCCUGUGAAAUCAAGGUAGUAAUUCAAGCAGGAUUGUGCCAAGGGGAACACGAAAAAUCUAGAUCUUGUCUUAUCUUACUUUGGCUACUAAGCCAGCAGACCAUGUAGACUCUCAGCUCCACAGUUCAAUGGCAUUUUGCCUUUUUAGGACUGAAAAUAUUAUAUACUCAAGUGGGCCCGUUAGCCCCCUCAAACCAACCCCUCAAAGAGUCUUCUGCAGCCUCAGAUGUCCACAACAUUGAACUAUGCCUCUCCUGCGAAUCAGCUCCACUGUUGUUGUUUUUUUUGAGGGGGAGGGGGCAGACCAAAUAAAGGCACCUGUUUCAGA
This is a messenger RNA of Thamnophis sirtalis, 1107 nucleotides long. It is a transcript of the gene SIRT4, whose product is annotated as sirtuin 4. NCBI's taxonomy places the organism in Eukaryota, Metazoa, Chordata, Lepidosauria, Squamata, Natricidae. Gene Ontology annotation, molecular function: histone deacetylase activity, NAD-dependent; NAD+ binding. The record is from RefSeq and is a predicted model, not a curated record. Gene Ontology annotation, cellular component: mitochondrial matrix.